AUGUCCUCGUUCACACACUCAUACUCACACUUGGGGUCUUCCUCUUCAUACCAUCAACAACAAGCUUCUCCAGCCAGACACUCGCGUCGCUUUCGUUCGUUUUCAUCGUCUUCCAAACCUCAGAUAUUCAAGCCAGAUCACCCAUGUAGCCUUGUCGAGUUUCUUGGCGGAGUGAAUUAUGAUCGGACUAAAGACGAUAUCAAAGUAUAUGAUCAGGCAGUAAAGUUCUUUCGUGACAUAUUAAAUAAAAUAGAAAUCGAUUGUCGGUGGCACCAUUUUAAAUUCAUGGUGUUCGAAGAGGACAAUAGCUUCUAUGUGAAGGUUUCCAGAGUCAGAAAUCGACCACCCCCAGCAAAAGUUGCCAAUUGCUUGUCAUGCGAUAGUCACUCGGAAACAAACCGUGCGUCUUCUCUUCCAUAUCCAUCAUCAACUCUUGCAUAUGAGAAGCUUCAUCGGCUAUGGUUUGAUGCUAAAGCUCGACCGAUGUUCAUUGUUACCCCCGAACGUCAUAUAGAGCGAUUGUCUGAUUGUACAGACGAAGAGAUAUUUGCAAUGUUCCAUUUGACAUGUCAGUUAUUGGAUGGAGAAGCAAAGUCGACUAAUGCGCCAUGGGAAAGUGGCAUGUUCGAGAGAAUGACGUUGAAUCAUGGGAAUGCGAGAAAUUUGGAGCAUUUACAUUUGAAAGUUUGGAUAGACGAAGGCAAAUUCGAGUGGAUGAGAAGUAGAUGGGAAAAGGAAAAAAGGGAAAAGUUCGAGUUGCUCGAAUCUGGAUUGUAUCGGAGGGAUACGAGGUUGAAGAAGCUUGGUUGGCGAAAAAAGCAUAACGAGAGAGAGCGAGAGCGAGACGUUGUUUAG
Molecule: messenger RNA, 855 nt
Organism: Paraglomus brasilianum
Lineage: Eukaryota; Fungi; Glomeromycota; Glomeromycetes; Paraglomerales; Paraglomeraceae
Source: the annotation of a GenBank genome assembly